CUGUGUGGAGCAGUUGUUAUUCCGACAUCAUACAUUUUCCCUUUUCCAACUAAUAAUAGAAACCUAACCAAAACCCAUGCACCAACCAAUAAGAACCAUCUCUGUCAACUACAAUGGAAUCCUUUUUGUUUCUUCUUAUAUGGGAAAUAUAGGGAAUAAUGAGUCAGAAGUAUCCAACUCUUCUUCUUUUCUUUCAAUUCUGUUUUGCAUUCUUGAAUUCUCAAUUCUGAUACCCCUUUCUGCCAAAGCAGCAGGCAACGCGCGAUUGACUAGAUGGAUGGUUCAGGAAAUGGUCCUAUUCCUCUGAAAACAGAAGCAGAAGAAAGUUCUUCAACUGAGUUUGAUGAGUUUGUAAAGAACAUCUCCAAAAUGUUAGAACACUUAGAGCCACCAUUGUCAUCUAACUGUUGUAUCUACAGGGUUCCUCCUAGACUUCGCAAAGUAAAUGAAGAAGCAUACACUCCUCAAGUUAUAUCCAUAGGUCCGUUUCACCAUGGCGACCCAAGAUUGCAGACAAUGGAGAAACAUAAAUUGAGAUAUCUCAGAAAAUUCCUUGAACGAACUAAAACAAGCUUGAGAAGUUUUGUCCAAGAUAUAAAGCAGAAGGAAGAUAGCAUUCGUAGUUGUUAUGCAGAAACCAUUGAACUGGGUAGCAAUGAAUUUGUGAAGAUGAUUCUGACAGACUCUACCUUUAUCAUUGAGCACUUCUUGAGAAAAUAUUUCCCUGACUUGCAAGAUGAACAUGAUCGCACAGUAUGUAAACCAUGGCGGCAAGGUGAUAUUAAGAAUGACUUAAUCUUGCUUGAGAAUCAACUUCCACUCUUUGUUAUUAAGGAUCUUUAUGAACUGGCCUUUUCCUCAUUCCAGAAUAAGUGCCCAUCCUUUCUUGAACUUGCCUUUCACUUCUUCAAGUCUUUUAACAAUCAGGGCAAAUCCCCUCAAGAAGGAGCAAAACAUUUUACUGAUAUGCUGAGAAGUUUUCUGCUACCUUGGUGCAAAAGUUCAGAACCCACGGAUGAUGAUAAAAUGCUAUAUAUUCACAGCGCAACGGAGUUGCAAGGGGCAGGAGUCAAGUUCAAGGUUAGCUCAACCAAAUGCUUACUUCGCCUGCAGUUUACCGAUCAAGUACUAGAAAUUCCCCGGUUUCGUAUUCACAGCAGGACCGAAUCCAUUCUUCGGAACCUCAUGGCCUUGGAGCAAUGUUUAUAUCCAUGUAAUACAUACAUUUGUGAUUACAUUUUUCUUAUGGAUUGUCUCAUCAACACUGAAAAUGACGUGGACCUACUCAUCGACAAGAAAAUUAUAGUUAAUGGGCUUGGUAACAGCAGUGAAGUGGCAACUCUGUUGAACAAUCUCUGCAAGCAUAUAACAUUAUGUGAAGGUUGUUUCUUUUACUCGAAGAUUUCUGAAGAACUGAAUAAUUACUACGAAGUCCUUUGGCACAGCUGGAAUGCAACCUUCAUUCGUGAUUAUUUUGGCAACCCAUGGCUAACUGCUUCAACCAUUGCUGCAGUUGUGCUCCUCAUACUCACUCUUGUGCAGACCAUAUUUUCUAUUAUUUCCUUGUACAUGUAACUUCAAUGCUUGUAGCCUUGUAGGGCGUGUCCACCUCAACCUACACCUUUGUAAUUACACAUGAUCAUUAUCAUCUACUCUCUUUUUCUUUUUGCUUCAA
Ricinus communis (castor bean) is the source of this 1675-nucleotide messenger RNA. RefSeq names its product UPF0481 protein At3g47200. The transcript has 2 exons. The record is from RefSeq and is a predicted model, not a curated record. Bases 274 to 1575 code for a protein of 433 amino acids. Lineage: Eukaryota; Viridiplantae; Streptophyta; Magnoliopsida; Malpighiales; Euphorbiaceae.